AUGUUAGGGAAUGAUGAUACCGAGAAAUUGCUUGAUGCAACAAAGAAGAUAAAGUCACUGUUACCUGAAAAAGAAGUGCAAGAAGAGGAAAAGACAUCAAUUUCAAUUGAAGACUGGUUGAUUGACAGUCUAACUUCUCUUUCGUCAUUCUUUGAUGAUCUUUACUUAUUAAGGAGCUUUGGUAUCAUCAGUGAUAAUAAUAUUUUAUACAAAAAACUAAAUAAAGGGGAUUUAGGGUCUAAAGUAUGGCUAGUGAGUCUUAUACUUUCUGUUAGAAGGUCACUCACUCAUCUUAUGAAAUUGAUAAAGCUUAAAUGGAGGCUUCGAAAAGAAGAUGCAAAUAUUGCACACACCUAUUCUCCAGGUUUCAGGAAACUCUUAAAGGAAAGAAUUGCUGUAGAAGGAGAUAUCAUUAGCUCUAAAAUACGGUCAUUAUUUAUGGAUUUAAUACAAGACUUAUUAUACAUGCUGAUUGUGAUGAUUGAUAUAUUUAAAGUGAACCUCUCUAAGAGAUUGAGAAGUAUACUGGAAUUUAUAUCAAGUGCCGCAACAGUGUUGAAAUUCGUAACAACAAGUUAUCAGGUUUGUUCAUAA
Messenger RNA from Kluyveromyces marxianus DMKU3-1042, 594 nucleotides. It is a transcript of the gene PEX34, whose product is annotated as Pex34p. The record is from RefSeq and is a predicted model, not a curated record. Bases 1 to 594 code for a protein of 197 amino acids. Gene Ontology annotation, cellular component: peroxisomal membrane. Gene Ontology annotation, biological process: peroxisome fission. NCBI's taxonomy places the organism in Eukaryota, Fungi, Ascomycota, Saccharomycetes, Saccharomycetales, Saccharomycetaceae. The transcript has a single exon.